This is a messenger RNA of Pimephales promelas (fathead minnow), 2584 nucleotides long. RefSeq lists its product as uncharacterized. The record is from RefSeq and is a predicted model, not a curated record. Gene Ontology annotation, cellular component: nucleus. NCBI's taxonomy places the organism in Eukaryota, Metazoa, Chordata, Actinopteri, Cypriniformes, Leuciscidae. Gene Ontology annotation, biological process: regulation of gene expression.
GAAUUUUGUGGAAUCAGCUCCCAUCGUUGUUUGUUUCCUGUCGGCCCGUUAUGCGGUUACGCUUCACAUUCCACUCAGCGACAGUGCGAUUCAGACGGAUUCAGACCGCCUGUAUCGGUCAAAAUCUUGCAUUUUCAUCAAAGGUAACCUGGACAUCUGUUUCUCAUCUCUACUCUGUAUAGUUGCACAAUAGAAGGGUUUUGAGAAGCUGUGAGUACCACCAGCCAGCCACACACAAUGGAAGUGGAAGAUCCCUUAUCAGCCAAGUUCAGGACUCUGAUAGAAGGACUCAUGGUAACGACGACCUCAGAGAUAGUAAAAAUAUUUAGCAAAGUGCUGCUUGAGACCAGAGUGGAGAUCACCCGGAGCUGGAGGGAGAUCGACUUGUUGAAGCAGCAUUUGGAGGAAUCUGAGCAGCAAAAGAGAGACGCCAUCUUCAGGGCUCAGAUGGGUGACUUUAAAAGAGAAGAUGACGAGAUGGAAGUGUCACGUGAUAAUUCUCUGCUUGGCGUACAGAGCUCAAACACUCUCAGGCCAGGGGAUGUGGGACCUGAAGAAAGAGCAGAUAAUGUCUCAGUUGGGAAGAGAGGUGUCAGUCUGGGGAAUGCUAAAGCCAGUGGACCAAAGACAGCACGGCCUAUCAAACCAGCUUCAUCAGGCCAUAAGGUCCAGAAAAGCUGUGCAACUGCUGAAAAGUGGCAAGAGACGAAAUGCAAACAGCUUGUGGUAAAACCGAAAAUAGUUUGUUCCACCAAGGUGUCACAAACGAAGGGGGAGAAAGCAUCAUCAAGCAAGACAUCACAGCCCACAUCGGAAAAUUUCAAAAAAAGAAAAAUAAUCAAAAAGCAGAAUGAAAUUAGUGUUGCUCGUGGUCUUCGAGACCGACAGCACCUCAGCAUGCAGAGACAAUGUCUGUGUUGUUCAUCGGAUGAGUGCGAUAACCCCUCUAGAGCCCAGCACCAGGUUCCUAGUGUGUAUAUCUGUCGUAAAUGUGAGAGAAGAUUUAAAACGGACCUCCUGUUCAAGAGUCACAAGUGCACAAUGCCUCAGAAUUGCAACAGGUGUGGGCAGAUGUUCACUACCCUUCAGGGGCUGACCACACACACUCAGGAAGUUCAACCUCAAUUCAGCUGCAGUCAGUGUGAGCAAACGUUUGACACUCAGUGUGCUUGGGCCGUGCACAAGAGGAUCCACACCAAACUUACUGUUCCCAAUGAACUUAAGGCUAAGAGGUUCGAGAUUCGUCUCGAAAGAAUCUCAGACUCCCAACUAGAGGCUGCUUUGUCCUCAAAUUGCUCUUCGUUGCGAAACAACUCUUCAAACCAGAAUCUUUUGAGUGAACCGAAUCUGGCUUCUGCAGCCACAACACCUGGAUCUGCAUGCAAACCCGGUGCAGAAUCCACAACUGCGAACGUCCCAGAGACCAGUACGUCACAACUAUCACCCCAAAGUGUAGCAGAAAACCCAGAUGUAAGACCAGGAAACAUGUCGGAUUCAGGUGUUGGACAGUCAAGUGUCAGGAAAGUAUAUGCCGUCAUGUCAUCUGCCUCUUGCCAAAUUCAGAUUAGUGAAGAUGCAAAUGAAGUGGAUUCAGGAACUGCACACGAAACUGAAAAAGUAACAGAUGACGGAAAAAAUCCCUGUGCAAGUGAGGAGUCCGGACUCUCCGCUCCACCACGAAAGAGGAAAAUGGCAGAUUGUUCUCAUGACGCAUACAAUGGCGUGUUUCCUGUUGAAAAUAUUCUGAGAUGGAGAAACAAUAAGGGAAGAAAUGAAGUUCGGGUCAAGUGGAUGCCUUGCACAUUGUGUGGGGCGAAGUUUCAGAACACGUGGGAACCAGCCGAAAGCUUUCCAGGCUAUUUGGAUGACAAGAAUGAAGAGCCAAAGAAAGACUAGAAGGAUCAGAAAUGAUGUAAAUUGUAUCAGUACGCUUUUAUGAAGUUUUCUGUUUACACUAAGCAUGUGUGCUUUACAAUGCAGUUAAUUUAAUGAAUGUUUUCUCUCCAUGCCAUGUUUUUCCUGCAAUAUACUAUGGCAGUAACCAGUUCCACACAGUUACCCUAGAUAGAUGAGUAGUGAAGUUAAAUAGGUAACAUUACAUUUAAACAUGGUCUUAAGUGCCUGAGAUCAAAAUCUUUGCUUUAUAACUUGUCAAAUUGUAUAAUUAUUUAGUUAGACUUCAGAUGUAUUUGAGUGUUGAAUGUUUAUAUUUACCUCUCUGCAAUCCGUGGUUAAGAUUGGUCUCUUUUGUUAGGUGUUGCGCAGUGUUUUAGAUGUUUGUGGUGAGCCUUAUAUUGAUGGAUUCUGUUUAUACCUAGCAGUCAGAUUUUAAAAUGCUAUUAAUUGACUACAAUGGUGGUGGAUUUGUGUCUUUAACACUAAAUAUCAGUUUAUUAGGCUGGAUUCUUUAACACUAAAUAUCAGCUUUUUAGGCCUAUCCAGUUAAUGAGGAAUGACUCUACCUGCUUUGGGCUUCUUGAUAAACUAAAGAAUUGUAAUGUGGCCAUUCGUUUGGUUUUUGCAGCAGUUGUUGCAGGCUGGCAAAAUAAAGUGGUAGAUGUUGAAUAAACAAUUUUUAAACCCA